Messenger RNA from Anoplopoma fimbria (sablefish), 2802 nucleotides. RefSeq names its product zinc finger and BTB domain containing 47b (gene zbtb47b). Bases 22 to 2256 code for a protein of 744 amino acids. Gene Ontology annotation, cellular component: nucleus. Gene Ontology annotation, molecular function: DNA-binding transcription factor activity, RNA polymerase II-specific; protein binding; RNA polymerase II cis-regulatory region sequence-specific DNA binding. The transcript is spliced from 6 exons. NCBI's taxonomy places the organism in Eukaryota, Metazoa, Chordata, Actinopteri, Perciformes, Anoplopomatidae. The record is from RefSeq and is a predicted model, not a curated record. Gene Ontology annotation, biological process: regulation of transcription by RNA polymerase II.
GCCUCGAAACGCUGGAUCAAAAUGCUCAUAGUGGAGAAGACCACAGACUUCCCCUCUGCUGAGUUCUCCCUGGUGGAGGAUGUGGCUCUGCACUUCACCUGUUUGAUGGACAGGCUGAACGAGCAGCGCCUCUUCCAGCCUGACCUGUGUGACGUGGACAUCGUUCUGGUGCGUCAGCGCAGCACCUUCCCGGCCCACAAGGGCGUGCUGGCGGCCUACAGCCCUUUCUUCCACUCCCUUUUCGCACAGAGCAAACAGCUGCGGCGGGUGGACCUGUCGCUGGACGCCCUGACCUCACAGGGCCUGCAGCAAAUCCUCAACUUCAUUUACACUUCCAAGCUGCUCGUGAGCGGCCGUACCAUCCGCGACGUGCUCAACGCAGCCACCCUGCUUCAGAUGAGCGACAUCGCAGCCUCCUGUCGCGACCUCAUCGGCAGCCACUCGCUGAGAACCACCUGCCUUGAUAUGGCCAACCAGGAAGGGCUCGGUGGCGGUGACCCGGCUGCUGUGGCGAUGCCUUCUGGCCAGCUGUACCCGGAGGUCAAACAGGAGUCAGAGCUGGGGAGGUUGUACAAGAGGGACGGCAGCAGCCCGUUCUCUGUGAGAGUGGAGGAGGCGGGCAAGACGGCCUCCCAGCAGAAGCAGUAUUACCAGAAGGAGGACUCGUCAGGUGCCGGUUCAGGUGUGGCUGCUCUGUGCAAAGUCGAGAGCAACGGGGAGGAGUCAAAGAUCGCCGACGGCCACGCCUCCUUCAACAGAGACCAGAUCAUUGUUGAAGUCAACCUCAACAACCAGACCCUUAAUGUGUCAAAGGGGUCGGAGGCCAAAUCAGCGAGCGCCACAGAGGCGGCCACCAUGUUUGGUUGUUGCCACGACAACGAGAGAUCUUCAGAAGAGGGCGAGGAGGACGAGGCGGAGAAUGAGGACACGGUUGGAGAAGAGGAUGAAGAUGAGCUUAAGAGGGGGGACAUACUGGGGCAGAGCAGCGAGGAGGAAGAUGAGGAGGAAGAUGAGGAAGAGGAGGAGAACACCCUAAACAUUCCAGGCUUGGAGCAGCAGGCCUUGAUGGAUCGACCUCGCCGGGGCACCAGAUCCUUUGCCAUGGCGGCUACAACCGCCUCCAUGCGGCAGACACUGGCGGAGGCCAAGCUGGCCAACCAGCGGCAGAGCGGGAAGAGGACGCGGGAUGUGGAGGGCCUGGGCCAGAAGGUGAGGCUGGAGGAGAAGCAACAUUACCCAUGUAAGAAAUGCCCUCGCGUCUUCAACAACCGCUGGUACCUGGAGAAGCACAUGAACGUCACUCACAACCGCAUGCAGAUCUGCAAUAACUGUGGGAAACGCUUCCUGCUGGAGAGCGAGCUGCUGCUGCACCAACAGACCGACUGUGAGAAGAGCAUCCAGUGUGUAACAUGUGGCAAGGCCUUCAAAAAGCUGUGGUCAUUGCAUGAGCAUAACAAGAUCGUCCAUGGCUACGCCGAGAAGAAGUUCUCCUGCGAGAUCUGUGAGAAGAAGUUUUACACCAUGGCUCAUGUCAGGAAGCACAUGGUUGCUCACACGAAGGACAUGCCGUUCACCUGUGAGACUUGCGGGAAGUCGUUCAAGCGCAGCAUGUCCCUGAAGGUUCACUCUCUGCAGCACUCAGGAGAGAAACCCUUCAAGUGUGAGAACUGCAGUGAGCGCUUCCAGUACAAAUACCAGCUGCGAUCCCACAUGAGCAUCCACAUCGGACACAAGCAGUUCAUGUGCCAGUGGUGCGGAAAGGACUUCAACAUGAAACAGUACUUUGACGAACACAUGAAGACACACACUGGAGAGAAGCCAUACAUCUGCGAGAUCUGUGGGAAGAGCUUCACGAGCCGGCCCAACAUGAAGCGCCACCGCCGCACCCACACCGGGGAGAAGCCCUACCCCUGCGAGGUGUGCGGCCAGCGCUUCCGCUUCUCCAACAUGCUCAAAGCCCACAGGGAGAAAUGCUUCCGCGUCAGCAACCCCAUGGUUACCGACGGCAACGACCCCCUCGGCCUCCAUCAGCCUCUGGCCUCGCCCGCCGUGGACUCUUCGGGCCAGGUGCAGCUGGGGACAGCGUUCCCCGCCACGUCUGCGACCACACCCGCUGCUGCCUCUAACCCACACCACCUCCAUGGCACCCAGCUGUCUCUCCCCCUGCUGCACUCCAUGGGGGGGCUGCCUCCCACCCCUCAUUUACCCCCACCGCCUCCCCUGUUCUCUGCCGGUAGGAUGAACUCCAGCAACUAACAAAUAUCCGUAGCAUCGAAAGCACUUUUGUUACUUUUGUUUUUCUUAAAGCUUUUAAGAGGACUCCUUCAGCCGGAGAGUGAUGCACCUCAGUGACAUUUACACUGAGAGGAAAAACUGACUGAAGGCUAACACACAUACACCUACCACAACAAGAAAUAGUUAUUUUUUACUGUUUAAUACAAUAGAUAACCUCAGAGUCCAGUAGGACGUGUCGUCACCGCGCCUCUCCUCAUGAAUUUCACAACUCUGUUCUGGUUUCAUUUGGGAUUUUUCACCACCGCACACAUCUCUCCAGAGCCUUGCACAAUGCAUUGAUUGUAGCAUCUUUUACAAAGUGUGAGGAAGCGUUUCCUAAAUCCUCACUCAUACGGGGUCAUCAGUCAAGCUAGAACCACACUAUAAUGAGAAUAAAAAAAAAAUGUUUUGAUCGUUCUCUGCCAAGAUGUAGCGAGUGGUUCUGAUCUGACCCAGCAAUAACCAAAUGCGGAUUUGUCUGAGCAUAUACAUGUAUAUGGCAUUGCCAAUAACCAAAUCCUGUUAGCU